AUGGAGAGAAAGAAUAAGAGCUUUGUGACUACAUUCAUUCUUAGAGGGAUUCCUCAUGCACCCGAACUGACAACAACCCUAUUUGGGAUCUUUUCAGUGAUAUAUGCACUCACUUUGAUGGGGAACCUCCUCAUCCUGCUGGUGAUCAAGGUGGCCUCCCACCUCCACACUCCCAUGUACUAUUUCCUGGCCAACCUCUCCUUUAUUGACAUGUGGUUCUCCACUGUCACUGUGCCCAAGAUACUCAUGGGUCUCCUCUCCCCAGAUGGUGGGGCCAUCUCAUUUCACAGUUGUGUGGCUCAACUCUUUUUCUUCUAUAGUCUGGCAAGCACUGAGUGUUUCCUCUACACAGUCAUGUCCUAUGACCGCUACCUGGCCAUCACUUAUCCCUUGCAUUAUUCUACCUUUAUGAGUGGGAAAAUCUGUGCCCUUCUAACUGGAGGCACAUGGCUUAGUGGUGCUAUCCACUCAGCAGCCCACACUGCCCUGACCUUCCGCCUGCCCUACUGUGGCCCUAACCAGAUUCAGCAUUACCUUUGUGAUGCACCCCCCAUUCUCAAGUUGGCCUGUGCAGACACCUCAGUCAAUGAGAUGGUGAUCUUUGUUAACAUUGGAGUGGUAGCAUCGGGAUGUUGCUUCCUGAUUUUCCUUUCCUAUGUGUCCAUUGUUCGAGCUAUUUUGAAGAUCCGCACAACAGAGGGUAGAGAAAAAGCCUUCCAGACCUGUGCUUCCCACUGUAUUGUGGUCCUCUGCUUCUUUGUGCCUGGUCUCAUUGUUUAUCUAAGACCUGGCUCCAUACAUGCUGUGGAUAGGAUUGUGGCCAUUUUCCAAACAAUGAUCACACCCAUGUUGAAUCCCUUGGUAUAUACACUAAGAAACAAGGAGGUGAAGAUGGCUUUGCUCAGGCUGAAAGAUCAAGGGAAAUUUUUAUAG
This is a messenger RNA of Vombatus ursinus (common wombat), 933 nucleotides long. RefSeq names its product olfactory receptor 10G4-like. The record is from RefSeq and is a predicted model, not a curated record. The transcript has a single exon. The coding region runs from base 1 to 933 and encodes 310 amino acids. Gene Ontology annotation, molecular function: olfactory receptor activity; G protein-coupled receptor activity. Gene Ontology annotation, biological process: G protein-coupled receptor signaling pathway. Lineage: Eukaryota; Metazoa; Chordata; Mammalia; Diprotodontia; Vombatidae. Gene Ontology annotation, cellular component: membrane.